AGGGUCUAAGAUCAACAUUCCAUUUUGGAUGUGCUGGGCGUACUGAACCAUUGGUGCAUUGGUGCACAUUGAGUGAAAUUUUGUAUCGUCCCUGGUAGAUAAGUUCAACUCGGGCCCCGAUGGUGAUUUGUUGGUGUACUCUCCGAGUCUUUUUUGCUCACUGUCUGAAGGAAUCAUAGUCUAACACGAAAAUGAAUAGUGACAAGCCUCUACUCAGUGAGUCAAAGAACUGUGCGAUUGUGCAGGAUUCUGACCUCACAAACGAGAAUUCAAGUGAUGGAUCCGCAUCGAAUGCAAAUAAAUGCACUCAGAAAUUGUUGGAUGAUAUGACUAAUUCUGAACAAUGUGAAGACCACGGACGGCAUGUCACAUUUGAUAAAGUGGAGAUAUAUUACUUUGAACGAUCUCAAGGUUUUAUCUGCGUUCCAAGCCAAGGGGGGUCUACACUCGGCAUGCGCCCCACUCAUUCUGCGUUUGAAGUCCUGACCGUCUCCGACCAUCAAGACUUGCGAUUAUUAGAGCGAUAUUUGACGAUCUUGAGAAGGCGCGCAGCUGGAAAGAUUUCAUUAACAGAUGAACAACUUGAAUUCAUAAAGGAAAAGUUAGAAUCCUCACGCUUCCUAUGUUUGAGGGAGGCAUUUCAUAGACAUUCUCUCAUACACAAUAACUUUUGCUUGGGAGUUUCGUCACAAAAGUCGGCUGAUGUUGUUCUCUCUACUUCUACUCACGUUUCUGACGAUUGUUCUGUGGGUCCAUCAGGACGGGUUGACGAUUCACUGUCUAAGCAGAACUGUUCUCCGACCUUUAACGUAGAUGUUGAAAACCAACUUUCGGGACUAAUUGACUGCUAUUUUCUCCAACUCAUUCCCGUGAAAAAACGUCGACUUCUCUUACGCAAAGCGGGGAUCAAGACAAUCGAUCAUACAGAGCGAGUUGAGUGCCAGGCAAUUCGUAUGAGCAGGGAAGUUUGCGGUUGCUCUUGUUCCGAUGGUAUCUGCUCGCCACUUUCUUGCUCUUGUGCCCUCGAUGGCAUUCGUUGCCAGGUUGAUCGAGCAUUAUUCCCAUGCUCGUGCGUUGAGCAUUUAAAUUGUCAGAACCCACAUGGUCGCAUCGAAUUUGACUCCGCUCGUGUGCGCACACACUACAUGCAUACCCGCAUGCGUCUGGAAUUGGAGAGUCGUCACCGGGAGUCACCUGAAUCAAUGUCAACCAGCCACACCACUACAACCGCUUCUGAUAUCGACGGAUCAGAAACACCGCUUAAGAAGAAGGCCAAAUAUGAAUAUACGCUUUCGAAAUCGGAAAAUCCUGUCAAGAUUGAAAGCGAAUUGUCCGUAGAGGAAUUAGCGUCAUCGAAUUCAAUGGGAGAUAUUUCCGUUCUGUCGAAAUUCAAUACCACAAUGUAUGGUGCGUGUUUAGAUUGUGAGAAUGACAAGUACGUACGUAGCUUAGCUCAAUCCUUAGAAACAUCGAGAGGCGGCAGUGAAGACCUCGCGUUCGGCAGUUCAUACUUUCCUUCGGAGUUGACUAAUACGGACACGAACACAUCGGAUGAAUCAUGUAUCCGGAGACGUUUAUGGGGACCAGAAAACUCUGUGAACAUUGCCUCGUACGAAGACACCUUCGUUACAGAAGCCAGCGCAUCACAACUUGAUCAGGAAUAUAAUUCGUCGUGUUCGGCCUUCGUUUCGGACUCAACUUCCCCCCGCUGUUAUGACAGUUCCGGAUAUGCGUUGGGAUCGUCGGUCUACUUGACUCUGACACAAUCGUGCUCUUCAGUCCAUUACAAACCAUAUCAUCCUAGUGGAACUGUGCUCUCAAUCGAUGCUGCGACAAGCAUCCAGAUUUCGGCCGACCACACAAACACUUGUAUUUCGAGUAGCAUCAAGGAUGAAGGAUUACCCAUUGAGUCAAUUCAGCAAGACUCUGAGCUUCAGCGUUGCCAUUUGGAGCCCAUCUCCUCUUUGUUCAGUCGUCGGCUCUCAAAGGACGUGCACUGUUUGGGUUCAGCUGUUGACCAGUCUUCUGGCAACUGUAUCGCCCAGCCUGACUUGACGGGUAUUAACGGAACAAAAGAUGAGACUAUGGCGACCAUGCAAACGGUGCCGGAUUCAUUUUUCCAAUAUGUACCUCUACAUCAUUCUGAAACGAGCACAAAUGUCGGAAAUGCUCCCACUGAAGCACCAUCCAGAUCCGCCUCCCCUUACGUCGAAAGCGUUAGCGCCUAAGUCCAGUUGUCACCCGUCGCAGUGGAUGUAGGCAUUUUCGGGUUCUCACAGUUAUGUGAAAUCCGAAAUUCGUGGACAGAACCAAGGGUCCUCAGUCAGCCACUGGCUUCUAGCAUACGAUGAUAAUCAUCGUCAGGCAGUUCACCAUUGUAGCGUCCACGCGUUCGCACGGAUCAACAAGAAACUACCCAGUAUGUCAAAGGAACUGCUAUCUCACAGCCGAAACCCAAAAGACCUAUUACGGGCUCAUGUAAAGCAAUUCUCUGGAUCCUACAAGAAAAGUGAGGUGUACCAUGAUUAAUCAGGAUCCCAUUUACUCACUUAUGCAGUGAAAAUGAUUAAAAAUGACCAAUCUCUCGAACUGACAAACCUGGAAUAAGCAAUAACACUUCGGUUUGGGCCCA
Dicrocoelium dendriticum is the source of this 2632-nucleotide messenger RNA. Lineage: Eukaryota; Metazoa; Platyhelminthes; Trematoda; Plagiorchiida; Dicrocoeliidae. The record is from the annotation of a GenBank genome assembly.